AUGGAAGCCAAAUAAAAAUAAGGAAAAAUAUUAGAGAUAGUACAGAAUUUAAUUAUAAUAAUAGCAGCAAACUUAAGACAUUAAUGUUGAAGCAAUGACAUUAUAUUAAACAUAAAAUUUCUAUAAUAACUCGAAUUUUUUCCAUAAUACAAUUGAUCUAUAAAUCUUAAGGUACGUAUAAAUUUAUACCAAAUUCAGAACAGCCUCAAAUUUCAAAAAAGCAGAACUGUUGAAAAACUUAUUUAGAAUCUUCCAAGUAUAAGUCCUCGAAAAAGCUCAUUUAAUAGUUUCAAAUAUUGCCACACAAGUCCUGAUACAAAAUUCAUUUCUCAGUAAUAGGGUUUUACCUUAUUAAUUACCAAUUCAGCUAAGAAGUGAAAUAGUAAAAGGUAACAACCAUUUGAUAUCAAUUUUAUUCUUAUUGAAAUGGUAAUUAAUCUUUAAAUCUUGCUUCUCACAUGUUGAACUGAUUUGUAAGCACUAAAUUAUGAAAAUGAUAUUUUAAUUGUAGUAAGUAAUCAACUGA
Messenger RNA from Paramecium octaurelia, 526 nucleotides. The record is from the annotation of a GenBank genome assembly. NCBI's taxonomy places the organism in Eukaryota, Ciliophora, Oligohymenophorea, Peniculida, Parameciidae.